Eufriesea mexicana is the source of this 2116-nucleotide messenger RNA. Its product is annotated as proliferation-associated protein 2G4. The record is from RefSeq and is a predicted model, not a curated record. NCBI's taxonomy places the organism in Eukaryota, Metazoa, Arthropoda, Insecta, Hymenoptera, Apidae. Bases 1 to 1152 code for a protein of 383 amino acids. The transcript is spliced from 7 exons.
AUGGCCGACAAAGAGGACACUGAGAGGACCAUCGCCGAAGACAUCGUUGUCACCAAGUAUAAAAUGGCUGGUGACAUCGUAAAUCGGGUAUUAAAGCAAGUUUUAGAUGAAUGUGUUGCUGGAGCAUCGGUGAGACAAAUUUGUGAGUUUGGAGAUAAAUUGAUAUUGGAUGAAACCAGUAAAGUUUUUAAAAAGGAGAAGGAGCUUAAAAAUCCUACAUGCAUAUCGGUCAAUAAUUGCAUAUGUCACUUUUCACCGAUUGCAAGUGAACCAGAUCUUAUACUCAAAGAUGAGGAUAUGGUAAAAGUAGACCUUGGGGCACAUGUUGAUGGCUUUAUAGCAGUAGUUGCACAUACUAUUGUUAUAGGUUCUUCAUCAACAGAAAAAGUUACUGGUAGGAAAGCAGAUGUAGUGCUAGCAGCACAUUAUGCAUCUCAAGCUGCAUUAAGACUUUUACAGCCAGGUACAGAGACUUACACGAUAACAGAAACAGUAGAAAAAAUUUGUGACGUAUAUAAAUGUAAACCAAUUGAAGGAAUGUUAAGUCAUCAAUUAAAACAAUUCAAAAUAGAUGGAGAGAAAACUAUUAUUCAAAAUCCAAAUGAUGCACAGAAGAAAGAACAUGAAAAAUACACUCUUGAGGCUUAUGAGGUGUAUGCUAUGGAUGUGCUAGUUAGUACUGGUGAAGGCGUAGGCAGAGAACAGGACACUCGAGUUACUAUAUUUAAAAAGACAGAGGAAACAUAUCAGUUGAAAUUAAAAGCAUCACGCAUGUUUUACUCUGAAGUCACUCAUAAACAUGGUCUUAUGCCAUUUAAUUUACGAACUUUUGAGGACGAAAAAAAGGCUAAAAUGGCAGUUGUGGAAUGUGUAAGUCAUAGGUUGAUUGAACCAUUCCAAGUACUAUACGAAAAACCAAAUGAAUUUGCUGCACAAUUCAAAUUUACAGUACUAUUAAUGCAUAAUCGGCAACACAAAAUUACAGGAAUUCCUUUAGAUCUUGAUAUUUAUCAAUCUGAAUAUGCGGUUAAAGAUCCUGAAUUAAAAACUCUUUUACACACAUCGGUAAAUCCACGGACUGCAAAAAGGAUGAGAAAGAAGGCCGAGAAAGCUGCAGGUGAAGUGGCGAUGGAAGUCGAUGCCAAGGCCUAACACAACCGUUUUAGCGUUCUUCAUGACGUAUUAAAAUCGUGCACAUUGCGUUACCCUUUGUUGAACAGCUUCAGAGCAGAAAUUAGACACUUUUCAACGUCACAGUACCUUAAAUACUUGUCCCUUUUUUGGGACACAAUUGAUAAAUUGUGAUUCGUCAUAUCGUUAUAUUUUUACCACGUCUGUAUUGCGGUUUAUCUAAUUACGUAACUAUAUUUAUAUGAAUUCAGAAACUGUCCGUGUUCGUAUUAGUUUAAAAAAAAGUGUCAGGUUCUGCCCUGAAUGAAUUUGACUUCACGACACUUAUUAUGCCACCACUUAUUGACACUUACGUUUUUAUAUCGGAGUAUCUUUUAAUGGACCAUGGUAUUAUUAUAAACUAAACAAUGAUUAUUCGUAAGACAUUUUACAGCUGAUGUAUUACAUUUGGAACAUGUGAAAUCUAUUUUGCAGCUAAUGGUCAAAGUAUGACUGUUAUGCAAUUUAAUUCGACCGAGCCAGAAAGUGAAUUGCACGUGCAUUCAUACCGUCUGUUUCUUUCAUAGAAGGAACUAAUAAAAUACGAUUUUCAUUUUGUAAAUGUUCUUGGGUUAACAAAAAAAUGAUCUCGUGUUAAAUAAUGUCUAUUUAAUUACGCUAAUGGAAAGCCAUUUUUAUAGAAUCACAAUUGAUAUUUUCUACAGUUUCUGAAUGCACUGCCGAAUCUGACAUAAUUCACUUUGACACCAAUGCUAGUUCUGCACUAGCUAAUUUUGUGCAUCACGUGUCUAGUAAAUGAAUAACUAAUACCAUAAAAAAACAUCUGAUUUCGAAUUGUACAAUUGGAAUGAAUGUCCAUAUUGGAAUUCCGUAUAAACGAUGAAAUGCCAAUGAACCUCGAAGUGUUUCGUUGCAAGAAUUCCCCAACCGUCAGAAAAUAUUUUAUUAUUAUUCAGUUUGACUUUGCGCAAAUUUUACUGAGUAU